AAUGGGUUCCGGUUGUGUGCAGCUUUGGCAGCAGCUCCGGUUUUACCUCUUUGCUUUCUUUAUUCCACCCUGCCUCCCCGUUUCUUUCUCCGUUUAAUACGCCUUUAGCCUGCCGUGUGCGUGUAUUUAUUUAUUUAUGCAUCCCGUUUGAAAGUGUUUAGUUUGUUUUAAUUUCUGUUUCAAACAUUUUUUCCCCUCUUAGUCGUUCCUCAAAUGAGAAGACGUAAAAGAUGGAGCUUCACAUUUUAGAGCACAGCUUGAAAGUGGCGAGUAUAGAGAAAGAGGGGAUCCAGAUUUGCACUCACGGAUUAAUAAAACUCGCCUUCCUGGCCUCCAAAACAAGAUGCAAGUUUUUCAGUUUGACGGAGACUCCGGAGGACUAUACCAUUAUCGUUGAUGAGGAAGGCUUUAAAGAGCUGCCUCAGUCGGAGCACAUCAGUGUUGCCGACGCCACAUGGUUGGCCCUGAACGUGGUGUCGGGUGGCGGCAACGCUUCCAGCUCGCAGCCCAUCGGAGUCACCAAAAUCGCUAAAUCAGUCAUCGCACCGCUGGCCGACCACAACAUCUCUGUUUUCAUGCUGUCGACGUAUCAGACAGACUUCAUCCUGGUUCGAGAGCGAGACCUGCCCAUGGUCAUGCACACGCUGUCUUCCGAAUUCACUUUGCUUCGAGUGGUCAACGGAGAGACUGUUGCUGCUCACAAUCUGGGAGUCACCAACGGCUUCGUAAAGCCAAAACUCGUGCCCCGUCCCAUCAUUCACCCCUUAUCUAGUCCCAGCAACAUGUUCUGUGUAACCAGCCUGGACCCAGACACUCUGCCCUCUGUAGCCACCCUGCUCAUGGACGUCAUGUUUUACUCUGGAGGGCAAAAAGAGCCUGGAGCGUCCAGCGAAGACUCCAGCCACAUCCGCUUCUUCUCCUUCUCCCUGAUCGAGGGCUACAUCUCCCUGGUCAUGGACGAACAGACAACUCAAAGGUUUCCAAACAAUGUCCUCUUCACCAGUGCUUCUGGAGAGCUUUGGAAAAUGGUUCGAAUCGGCGGACAGCCUUUAGGAUUUGAUGAGUGUGGCAUCGUGGCUCAGAUAUCAGAACCCCUGGCAACAGCUGACAUUCCAGCUUACUACAUUAGUACCUUCAAGUUCGACCACGCCCUGGUUCCUGAAGAAAACAUCCAGAGUGUGAUCGGCGCUCUGCGGACCGAGAGCACGGCACAGUGAAGGAAGCUGGAGGAAAAACAAAAAGCGUGACAACGACCAUUUUCAAAGUCAUUUCGUUCAAACGUUUAUCAUGUCCAAAAAGUGCCAAGAGCUCGUUAUAGCGGCCUGCUGUGGAUCAGCUCUGAGAAAGGAAGGAGGGAGGAGUGUGUUAGGGAUGCCUUUGUUACUUGGUCAUUUUGUUCAGCCUCGCCCCUCUCUCCUCUCUCGGCUGCCUGCUCUGGUAGUUUUUCGCUUUCGUUUACCAAACUCUCUUUUUCCUCUCUAAAGCUGCUUCUUCCCACUCCCCGACCCUCACGAGCACCAUACUGUAUUAGUUACAUAAUUCCUCUCAUGGAAGGAUGACGAAUGUACUCUCAAAAAACGAAAGAAAUAUUAUAUAUAUUUAUCAAGCUACUCCAUUUUCUUUCUUUCUUUUUUUUUUUUUGGAUGUUUCUCUACAGGUCAUUUUUCUCAGUGCCAAGAUGUUUGAAUGCCUAAACCGAUGCCUUUGUCAAAAUACUACAAAUGUGUGCAAUUGAAGGAGACAAUUUUGGAGACAGCCAGCGACGAGUGGCUGGUUUGAGUAAUACGGUGUGUCAUUUUUCUUUUCUUUCUUUUUUUUUUUUUUUUUUUUUUUUUUGCUUUUAGAAGCUGUUAAACUUGUUUUAAUUGCAUCUGAUUGUUGGAGUCCCUCAGACUUAGAAGUUCAAAUCAAACGCUUGGUCUGGUGAAACAUGAAGAAUCCAAGAUCUACUUUAUUUAGUGCUUUGAUGAGGUUUAUGCAUUUACAUUGUGAGCAACCUGAUCGACAGGUCAAUCAGAAACGGCAUUUUAUUGAUCGAGUUGUGGAACGCCAAAGAUUAACCAGAAAGGCACUAUUUAUGUAGCAUUAAUAACUGACUUCACUCUGGGGAGCCGAGUUGACAAAUUGAAUAUUUAAUCGAGACGAAAUUAAUUAUAUUGAUAUGCUUUUAAAGUAAAUGAAACAUUUAAGUGUUGCUGCUUGAAAUGGAAAUACAUGGCUGAGUUUCAUACUGCAAAUUGAAUCGAUGCACUGAAAAGAUCGGCGAGAAAUCUGGUGCAAACAUUUGUGGUAAUUUUUUACCUAGCGCCACCAUCAGGUCAAAAAUUUAACUGUUUGCACUAGAAACCAAAUUUUGUAAGAUUUGCACAUCAGCUGCCCUUUUCAGCACACGAGCAUAGCAACACGGCUAAACUUUAGCGUGUUAGCAUGACAGCUACUAAACGUACCAAAUUUACUUUUUACCAAUUUUCCAGUUUUAUAUCCUUAAACAUUUGUUUACCAUCCUUACAGACACAUAAAUGUGGACUUUUUAUCUUUCUUCACAUUACAUGGAUUAGUCUAAAAAUAUAGAAAAAUGCUCUUUGAAAAUUCCCCAAAAAUUCUGCUAAAAACGUACCAUUUAGUCAGAAUUGUUGAUUUGUUGAGUAUUUAUCAGGGUAAUUUUUAAAAAGUAAUUGGUUUAACUUGGUAUUUUAAAUGGGCAAUGCAUUGAAAGCCUACAUUGAUCUAAUGAAUGAUCAAAACAACCAAAAACUUGACUAUUAUCAUAUCAAAACAUUAAUAUCAUGAAUGUCAUUGAAACAAAGAUCAAUAAUAGAUAGAACAUGAAAUGUUGUUUGGAAAAAAGGAUCCAAUCUAUUUCAUCAUCCUUCAAUUCCAAUGGGUUUAUCUGUAGAUUAACUGAUAAAAUAACUCAAAGUUGUAGCCCUACCUUCCAGAUUGAUGUAAGAAACUUUAGGAUUCAACUCUCAGUGAUUCUGAAGAAGAUCCAACAUUAGUUAGUUUUCGGUUAGCAGAGAUUAAGAAGAGAUGAUUGAUGUAUACGUUUGUCUGUGCAUUUAGCUAGAGAUGCUUAGCUUAGCUUGGCACAAAGAGGGAAACGGCUAGCAUGGUUCUGUCUGUAGUUCAAAUAUGUACCUACCAACGCUGUCAAACAUUACUAAUUAACACACUUUGUUUAAUCUGGGCACAAACCAAAUUGUAAAAAAACACUCUGUUGUUUUUUUGGGGGGAAAUUUUUCUAAAUAUUUCUCAGUUCUUGCACCGAAUGGUUCCCACACUGCAGACGGACAGUUCUGUCUGAUCUGAACACUCACACCGACGUUCUUUUUCUCCUCGCCUUUGACGACUCGAUGAUCACGUUGCUCACAGUGUGAAUCCGCCGUGACACCUGAUGAAAAAUGCAAUGAUGUAAACGUUUGCAUCGACGGUAGUAAUAAAGUACUGAGCCACUUUGACAAUGUGCUACAAUAACGACAGUGCAAGUUGCUAAACAUAAGCUACGGUUGACGCAGGGCGAGGCAGGAUUCCCUCUGAGCCCGGUGCCCAUUUAGGUCCUGAAGCUGCCCCCUCUCCUGCUCAAGUCUGCACUUUAAUGCAGGUUUCAGCCCACAGACCUGCUGUACUGAUGUGAAACCAGAGAGGGCUAUUUACUGUAGAAAGAUCCUGUCCCGACUGAGACGUUUUUGUUGGUCUUAAGCAUUGGUGAUACUGUUUUUUUUUUUCUUUCUUUCUUUUUCACCUUGCUCCAAUCGCCGACCCCUCUUCUGAUCACAUUUGAUUCAUAGAAAAUCCUGAAUUCAUCAGUGUUAAAACACGAGAAAGGUGGCACCUCUUUCUGAUUCCAUUUCAAAGAGGAAAAAGCUUUUCAUUUGGAGCUUUCUUGUGUGGGGGAGAGAAAAAAAACAAGCUGUUGUUUUUUGAGCUUGUUGUGUUUUCAGUUUUCACCAAUGUGUCGUUUUUACUGUCUUUACUUACCAAUGGGGAUUGUCUUCACACUGUUAUUUGCUCCCAAUGUGUACUUUAAUCAAUAAAGUGGUGACAUCUCUGCCCAG
This is a messenger RNA of Acanthochromis polyacanthus (spiny chromis), 4055 nucleotides long. It is a transcript of the gene castor2, whose product is annotated as cytosolic arginine sensor for mTORC1 subunit 2. The coding region runs from base 231 to 1217 and encodes 328 amino acids. The transcript is spliced from 9 exons. Lineage: Eukaryota; Metazoa; Chordata; Actinopteri; Pomacentridae. Gene Ontology annotation, cellular component: cytosol. Gene Ontology annotation, biological process: negative regulation of TORC1 signaling; cellular response to L-arginine. The record is from RefSeq and is a predicted model, not a curated record.